UCUGUCCCUAUCCCAUCAGACUGCAAAAGUUCAGCAACCCGACCGCAAGUGUGCCUUUGGGAGCGGCAAACUGGUGUUUCCCAAACUUUCGAACGUUUGCCUGCGGAGUAGCAAUGUUCGGCUUGACUCGCGUUUCCCCAGCUGCCACCGCCGCCGCUGCCAUUUCGACGACAGUCGCUGCUGCCGCCGGCGGUAGCUCUGCGCACUGCAGCACUCCUUACGGCCUACUUCACCAAAGACAAACCAUCGCCUCCGUCAUUUCGCCCUGUCAAGCGGCUUCAAAUUGCUUCAUUCAAGUUCCUUCCUCAUCUCUGCAAUCGAAGUCCUUUGCGCUGAAAGCCAUGAGCGAGUCUCAAACUGUUGCGGUGCUGAAUAAGGAGGCCCAGUCUUCAUAUCCUUCUGGCCAAAAGCAGGUUCUGAUAUCUUUAUCGGAUAAGAAAGACUUGGCUUUUCUUGGUAACGGGCUACAGAGUUUAGGGUACACAAUUGUAUCAACAGGAGGUACAGCUUCUGCUUUGGAAAGUGCUGGGGUGUCGGUAACUAAAGUGGAGAAGCUGACCCACUUCCCUGAAAUGCUUGAUGGACGUGUGAAAACAUUACACCCCAACAUACAUGGUGGUAUUCUUGCUAGAAGGGAUCAAAAACAUCAUAUGGAAGAUCUUAGUUCUCAUGGAAUUGGUACUUUUGAUAUUGUGGUGGUGAACUUAUACCCAUUCUAUGAUAAAGUUACCGCAACUGGAGGAAUCAAAUUUGAGGAUGGAAUUGAGAACAUUGAUAUUGGUGGCCCUGCUAUGAUACGAGCAGCUGCUAAGAAUCAUAAAGAUGUCUUGGUCGUCGUAGACUCAGAAGACUAUCCUGAACUGCUUGAGUUUCUCAAGACAAGCCAAGAUGAUCAACAAUUCCGUAGAAAGCUUGCCUGGAAGGCCUUCCAACACGUUGCUUCUUAUGAUUCUGCAGUUUCUGAGUGGCUUUGGAAGCAAACUAAUGGAGAAGAUAAAUUUCCACACAGUUUCACAGUUCCCCUGUCACUUAAGAGCUCUCUCCGAUAUGGUGAAAACCCACACCAGAAGGCUGCAUUUUAUGUUGACAAGAGUAUUUCAGAGGUCAAGGCCGGUGGCAUUGCAACUGCUAUUCAACACCAUGGCAAGGAAAUGUCAUACAACAACUAUUUAGAUGCAGAUGCAGCUUGGAAUUGUGUUUCUGAGUUUCAGAGCCCUACAUGCGUUGUUGUAAAGCACACAAAUCCUUGUGGGGUGGCUUCUCGUAGUGACAUCCUGGAAGCAUACAGGCUCGCUGUAAAGGCAGAUCCAGUUAGUGCAUUUGGUGGUAUUGUUGCUUUCAACACUGAAGUGGAUGAGACUCUUGCUAGGGAAAUCAGGGAGUUUAGAAGCCCUACCGAUGGCGAGACAAGAAUGUUCUAUGAGAUAGUGGUGGCUCCAAAGUAUACAGAAAAGGGGCUUGAGACCCUUCGUGGGAAGUCAAAGACAUUGAGGAUCCUCGAGGCAAGAAAGAAUGAGAAAGGGAAGCUUUCUCUAAGACAGGUUGGCGGUGGGUGGUUGGCCCAAGAAUCAGAUGACUUGACCCCAGAAGAUAUCCAGUUCAAGGCCGUGGCUGAGAAGUCAGCAGAUGAAAGUGCACUUAGUGAUGCAAAGUUUGCAUGGCUUUGUGUGAAACACGUAAAGAGCAAUGCAAUUGUCAUCGCAAAGGAUAACUGCAUGCUAGGCAUGGGAAGUGGGCAGCCGAAUCGUGUGGAAAGCUUGAGAAUUGCAAUGAGAAAGGCAGGAGAUGAGGUGAAAGGAGCUGCAUUGGCUAGUGAUGCCUUCUUCCCAUUCGCUUGGAAUGAUGCUGUGGAAGAAGCAUGCCAAGCUGGAAUUGGUGUUAUAGCAGAGCCAGGUGGUAGCAUCAGAGAUCAGGAUGCCAUAGACUGCUGCAACAAGUACGGAGUUGCAUUACUGUUUACCAACGUUAGGCAUUUUAGGCACUGAAGCGUCCUUUGAGUUCCGACUCUUGAUCAGCCCAGUCAUCGGCCUUGAAUCACUGUCCAACUUUGUUUGGCUCUCAAUGUUGUGUAGAGUUACACUUGGAGUAUUUAGAAACGUGUAGUCGGUGAGAGAGUGCUGAUUUUUCAUUUUCUGUAGGACGAGAGCAAUAGGUUGCCUUGGUACACAAUGCUUUGUUUAAGCUAAGAUUAAUAUUUGAAAGGGACUUUGACAUGGUUCAACAUAGAUUUACAAGGACUAUUUUCCUUUUGCUCUGCAAUAAACCAUUCAUAAAUGACGAACACUGAUUCCUGCCUGUACAAAACUAGUAAGAGAAACGGUUUGCUAUUUUCAGCCGUCCGCUUCUCUCACGUAUCCCGCCUACCUUCUUCUACGAAGAUGAC
Linum tenue is the source of this 2383-nucleotide messenger RNA. The record is from the annotation of a GenBank genome assembly. NCBI's taxonomy places the organism in Eukaryota, Viridiplantae, Streptophyta, Magnoliopsida, Malpighiales, Linaceae.